Myodes glareolus (Bank vole) is the source of this 297-nucleotide messenger RNA. The record is from RefSeq and is a predicted model, not a curated record. Lineage: Eukaryota; Metazoa; Chordata; Mammalia; Rodentia; Cricetidae.
AUGGGUGAUGUUGAGAAAGGCAGCAGUUUUGUUCAGAAGUGUGCCUGGUGCCACACUGUGGAAAAGGUAGGCUAUCACAAGACUGGGCCAAAUCUCCACGGUCUGUUUGAACAAAGACAGGCCACUGGAUUCUCUUACACAGAUGCUAACAUGAGCAAAGGUACCACCCGGGGAGGGUACCUGAGCGAGCAUGUGGGGAAUGCCAAAAAAGUACAUCCCGGAAACAAAAACGAUGGAAUGGAGAAGGGAGAAAGGGCAGACCUAAUAGCUUAUCUUAAAAAGGCCACUAACAAGUAA